AUGGGGAAUCUCCUCAUCAUUGCUGUAACCACCCUUGACCGGUACUUGCACAUCCCCAUGUACCUCUUCGUCAAGAACCUGCCCAUCCUUGACCUCGGCUACAUCUCCAUCACAGUCCCCAAACCCAUCUUCAAUUCACUCACAAAUAUCAACUCCAUCUCUCUACUGGGCUGCGCUGCCCAGGUAUUCUCCGUCUUUUUAUUCGGUAGAUCAGAGUUGGCCCUGUUCAUGGUGAUGUUCCAUGACUGCUAUGUCACCAUCUGCCGCCUUCUGCACUAUGAGAUAAUCAUGCCCCAUGGGGCCUGUGUACGCAUGUUGGCUGCCUCUUCGUUCAGAAACUGUUUGAAUGCCAUCAUGUACACAGCCAACACCUUCUCUCUAUCCUUCUGUGGUCCCAACACUGUCCACCAGUUCUACUGCGAUGAAGAUGUGAGUUUAGCCAUCAGUAUCUGCUUAAGUUUCCUCUGCUUCGUGCUCAUCGUGGGUUCCUACGUCCGCAUCUUAUCAGCUGUGCCGAGGAUGCCAUCGGCGGAGGGCCACUACAAAGCCUUUUCCACCUGUCUGCCCCACCUGGUCGUUAUCACUCUGUUCAUCACCUCCCACUUCUGGAACUUUGCUGUGGACAAGGCUGUGCCAGCCACAGAAUAG
Tachyglossus aculeatus (Australian echidna) is the source of this 648-nucleotide messenger RNA. RefSeq names its product olfactory receptor 14A16-like. The coding region runs from base 1 to 648 and encodes 215 amino acids. The record is from RefSeq and is a predicted model, not a curated record. Gene Ontology annotation, molecular function: odorant binding; G protein-coupled receptor activity; olfactory receptor activity. Gene Ontology annotation, cellular component: membrane. The transcript has 3 exons. Lineage: Eukaryota; Metazoa; Chordata; Mammalia; Monotremata; Tachyglossidae. Gene Ontology annotation, biological process: G protein-coupled receptor signaling pathway.